UCCAACCUGGAGAGACACAAGGACACCCGAAUCACAAAGAAACCAUGGAAAUGUGGGGACUGUGGGAAAGGAUUCAGUUCCCCAUCCCAGCUGGAAGCUCAUCGACGGAGUCACACAGGUGAGAGACCAUUCACCUGCUCUGACUGUGGGAAGGGAUUCACUCUAUCAUCCAGCCUUCAAUUACACCUCCGGGUUCACACUGAUGAGAGGCCUUUUAAAUGCUCUGUCUGUGGGAAUUGCUUUAAAAUCUCACCAGACUUAAUUAAACACCAGCUUGUUCACACUGAUGAGCGACCAUUUGCUUGCUCUCACUGUGAGAAGAGAUUCAGACAAUCAUCUCAUCUCAUUCAACACCAGCGAGUUCACACUGGGGAGAGGCCAUACACCUGCUCUGCGUGUGGAAAGGGAUUCACUUCUUCAUCCAACCUGGUGACACACCAACGGGUUCAUACAGGGGAGAGGAUAUUCACUUGCUCUGUGUGUGGAAAGGGGUUUUCUCAGUCAUCCAACCUACUGAGACACCAGCGUGUACACACCGGGGAGAGGCCAUUCACCUGCUCCAAGUGUGGGAAGAGAUUCGCUCGAUCGGCUCACUUGCUGACACACCAGCGAGUUCACAAGUGAUUGUCAGGAUUGGAUUCUGCCGAGGAUCACAUCCUGUUGCUGUUAAGAAUUCCUGUAACAGGGCAAGAUUUAAUGUUCUGUAUAUCUACCAAAUAAAUCAGUUUUGCUGAAAAUGGA
Molecule: messenger RNA, 741 nt
Organism: Rhincodon typus (whale shark)
Lineage: Eukaryota; Metazoa; Chordata; Chondrichthyes; Orectolobiformes; Rhincodontidae
Product: zinc finger protein 239-like
Exons: 1
Biological process (GO): regulation of transcription by RNA polymerase II
Cellular component (GO): nucleus
Molecular function (GO): DNA-binding transcription activator activity, RNA polymerase II-specific; RNA polymerase II cis-regulatory region sequence-specific DNA binding
Source: RefSeq, a predicted model, not a curated record